Molecule: messenger RNA, 846 nt
Organism: Lachancea lanzarotensis
Lineage: Eukaryota; Fungi; Ascomycota; Saccharomycetes; Saccharomycetales; Saccharomycetaceae
Gene: UTP23
Product: LALA0S08e01024g1_1
Exons: 1
Coding region: 1-846 (281 amino acids)
Cellular component (GO): small-subunit processome; nucleolus
Molecular function (GO): small ribosomal subunit rRNA binding
Source: RefSeq, a predicted model, not a curated record
AUGCGACAAAAAAGAGCCAAGUCCUACAGAAAACAGAUGCUGGUUUAUCAUCACAACUUCAAAUUCAGAGAGCCGUACCAGGUUCUUGUAGACGACAAGAUAGUUUGUGACACACAUAAAGCAUCCUUUGAUUUGGUGAAGGGUCUACAGCGGACUUUACAGGCCGAGGUUAAGCCCAUGAUCACCCAGUGCUGCAUCCAAGCUAUUUACGACACGAAAGACCAGGAUGCUAUUGAUUUGGCGAAGACCUUUGAAAGAAGACGGUGCAAUCAUCCACCAAAGGAGGCUAAACCUCCUUUGGAGUGUCUUGAAAGCGUUGUUAGUGUCAACGGAGUCAACAAGCAUAGAUACGUGGUGGCGAGCCAGGAUUUAGAAAUCCGCAAUACGUUGCGCAAGGUGCCAGGUGUGCCUAUGGUGUUCAUGAAUCGUUCUGUUAUGGUCAUGGAACCACUCAGUAGGUCGAGUGAGAAGCUUAGUCGGUAUCAAGAAAAACAGAAGCUUUUCAAGGGCCUCAAUGACCCGUCUUUGGCUGGAAAACCGGCUCCUGAGAAGGUAUCGGAAGAAAACGCACCUGCUCCUGGCAGUAAGAAGCGCAAGGGACCCAAGGGGCCCAAUCCAUUGAGCAUGAAAAAGAAGAAGGAAAACGAUACGCCAGAUGAGGCUAAAAAUAAAGUUAAGUCAGACCCUACGACGACAACGACGACAACGACGACAACGGCGACAGAGACGAUAACUAAUGGUUCCACCUCGCGCCGUCGGAAACGCUCUCAUAAGUCGGCAAGUUCCCGUCAGAGAGAAAUUGGUGACGAACAGUCGGACGGCGAGACUAGUCAAGAAAAGAAGUGA